Molecule: messenger RNA, 3616 nt
Organism: Cervus elaphus (red deer)
Lineage: Eukaryota; Metazoa; Chordata; Mammalia; Artiodactyla; Cervidae
Gene: NFXL1
Product: nuclear transcription factor, X-box binding like 1
Exons: 23
Coding region: 139-2889 (916 amino acids)
Biological process (GO): regulation of DNA-templated transcription
Cellular component (GO): nucleus
Molecular function (GO): zinc ion binding; DNA-binding transcription factor activity, RNA polymerase II-specific; RNA polymerase II transcription regulatory region sequence-specific DNA binding
Source: RefSeq, a predicted model, not a curated record
GUGAUGCCACGCGUUCUGCGAUCUGUGGGCCUGGACUUCUGGGUAUUGUAGUCGCUGGAGGCGGGCGCCGUCGGUAAGGAGACGUAGCUUUCCUUGGGGUUUGCUACUGCAGUUGUUUCCCGGAGGGAUACGCCGGGGAUGGAAGCUUCCUGGCGCCAGGUGGCCGGUGGUCGAGGCCGAGCCCGAGGACGAGCCACUGCGGCCCCCUCCUCAGGAAAUGGAGUCCAUCUCCGCGGCGCCGGAGGAGGGCGAGAGAAGGGGUCGGUGGGCGCUGCUGGUCCCGGCCUCAGCCUCGGAGGAGCGGCCACCCCUGCGGCUGCAGGUACCUCAGCGCGGUGCAGCCCCGCGGGGUCUGAAGCGCCGCAGACUUCCGUGGCCGGUGCAGAGCUAAUGUCUCAAAAGAAAUUUGAGGAAAUCAAGAAGGCUAAUCAGGCUGCAGCCAAAAAAAUUGUUGAAGAACACUUUAGCUCUUCAUCUGAAGAAGAAGGGGAUGAAGAUUUUGAAGGAAAAAGAGGAAAAAUAGUUGCUAAUACAUUUAUAACUUAUACUACUCAGACAGAUGGAGAUGUACGAGAAUUAGAGAGAACGAAACAGUACGUCAAUGAAGCUUUUCAAGCUGGGGCUAUGACAUGCUUAAUUUGUAUUGGUUCGGUGAAGAGAAACCAAGCAGUUUGGAGUUGUUCAGGAUGUUUCUGUAUAUUUCACAUGCCCUGUAUCCAGAAGUGGGCUAAAGACAGCCAGUUUCUGGUAUCUUCUCUGACGGAUGAUGAUUUUGGAAAGAGGGAUUAUCCCUGGCCUUGUCCCAAAUGUAGGUUUGAAUACAAACGAUCUGACACACCUAGUAGGUACUAUUGCUAUUGUGGAAAAGUGGAAGAUCCACCUUUAGAUCCGUGGCUUGUGCCUCAUUCAUGUGGCCAAGUAUGUGAGAGAGAUUUUAAACCUUCUUGUGGCCACAAAUGUUUACUCCUCUGCCAUCCGGGUCCUUGCCCCCCUUGUCCCAAGAUGGUCACAACUACUUGUUAUUGUAAGAAAGCAAAACCUGUCCCUCGCCGGUGCAGUGCUAAGGAAUGGUCCUGUCAGCUGCCAUGUGGGCGGAAAUUGCUUUGUGGACAACAUAAAUGUGAAAAUCCCUGUCACGCAGGAAGUUGCCCACCCUGUCCAAGAGUUAGUAGACAAAAGUGUGUCUGUGGCAAACGAGUAGCUGAAAGAAGCUGUGCAAGUCCACUGUGGCACUGUGAUCUAGUAUGUGGGAAGACACUACCAUGUGGUAAUCAUACAUGUGAGCAAGUUUGCCAUGUAGGUGCUUGUGGAGAUUGUCCUCGAUCUGGGAAAAGGUUCUGUCCGUGUCAGAAGUCAAAAUUUUCCUUGCCUUGUACAGAAGAUGUACCAACUUGUGGAGACAGUUGUGACAAAGUACUUGAAUGUGGAAUCCAUAGAUGUUCACAGCGUUGUCACCGAGGCCCUUGUGAAACAUGUAGACAAGAAGUGGAAAAGCAUUGUCGCUGUGGGAAGCAUACAAAACGAAUGCCGUGCCAUAAAACUUAUCUUUGUGAAACUAAGUGUGUUAAGAUGCGGGACUGUCAGAAGCAUCAGUGUAGGAGAAAGUGUUGCCCUGGAAACUGUCCACCUUGUGAUCAAAACUGUGGACGGACUUUAGGAUGUAGAAACCAUAAGUGUCCAUCUGUCUGCCAUAGAGGUAGUUGUUAUCCUUGCCCAGAAACUGUAGAUGUGAAGUGCAAUUGUGGUAAUACAAAGGUGACAGUACCCUGUGGCCGAGAACGUACCACAAGACCCCCCAAGUGCAAAGAGCAGUGCAGUCGUCCACCAACUUGCCAUCAUACAAGUCAAGAGAAACAUCGCUGUCACUUUGGCUCUUGUCCUCCAUGCCAUCAACCGUGCCAAAAGGUUUUGGAGAAAUGCGGUCACUUAUGUCCUGCUCCAUGUCAUGAUCAAGCAUUAAUAAAGCAAACUGGCAGGCACCAGCCUGCAGGCCCCUGGGAACAGCCUUCUGAGCCAGCGUUUAUUCAGGCUGCACUGCCGUGUCCUCCAUGUCAGGUUCCUAUUCCUAUGGAAUGUCUUGGAAAACAUGAGGUGAGCCCUAUACCGUGUCAUGCUGUAGGACCUUAUUCUUGUAAGAGAGUUUGUGGACGAACCUUAAAUUGUCAGAAUCAUACAUGUAUGAAAGAGUGUCACAAAGUAACUGAAACAGAUUCCUGCACUGGCAAAAAAAAGGCUGGCCCGGAAUGCCUUCGCUGUGAGGAAGGGUGCUCUAAGUCACGGCCGUCGGGGUGUCCUCACCCGUGUGUCCUGCCGUGUCACCCUGGAGAGUGCCCUCCUUGUGCUCAGAUGCUCAGGAUAAAAUGUCACUGCAAGAUCACAAGUCUUUAUGUGGAAUGUAGAAAAAUAACCACAGCUGAUGUAAAUGAAAAGAAUCUCUUGAGUUGUUGUAAAAAUCAGUGUCCUAAAGAGCUUCCUUGUGGUCAUAGAUGCAAAGAAAUGUGUCAUCCUGGUGAAUGUCCCUUUAAUUGUAACCAAAAGGUGAAACUUAGAUGUCCUUGUAAAAGAAUAAAAAAGGAAGUGCAGUGCAACAAAGUACGUGAAAAUCAGAUUUCCAUAGAAUGUGACACAACAUGCAAAGAGAUGAAGCAGAAAGCAUCUGAGUUAAAAGAAGCAGAAGCCAAAGCUGCCCUUGAAGAGGAAAAACGAAGACAACAGGCUGAACUGGAAGCUUUUGAAAACAGACUGAAGGGUCGUCGGAAGAAGAACAGGAAGAGAGAUGAAGUGGCAGUUGAGCUAACCCUAUGGCAGAAGUAUAAAUAUUACCUCUUUCCACUGUGUGCAGUUGUGGUAGUAGUGUUUGCAUGGUACAUAGCCCGGGCUAUGGAUUAGAAAAUGUUUGACUUGUUAAUAUACCUCAGAUUAGAUUUAGAUAAAUUGUUAAAUUUGGAAUAUUAGAAAGCAGACGUUGUAGAACACAGUAUAUAUUCACAUUCAUCUCUGUAUUCUCUUUGAACUCUUGUUAGAAGGAUAGAAUGUUAAGCUUUACCUUAAUUAGCAUCCUAAAAGUGGCACUAUAACAGUAUUUAAUAGUGAAAGCAUGACUGAAAUUGUAAAAUAUUUCAUAAGGCAUAGACAGUGGCAAGGUAACUUGUCGGUUGUUUGUUGUGCUUCCUUGUAUCAACAUACCUAUUUCAUUUACUAUUUCAAGCCAUCUUUUUCUUUUUUGGCAAAAUUAAGAUGAAACUGAGCCAUAUGUGUAGAGGAAUAUUUCACAAUGUUGUGGUUACUUAUUAAAAGGUACUUUUCCUGAUCAUGUAACUUUGUACUUUUUAAAAAAUAUAUAUUCUGUAAAUGACCUCUUAAAUUAUAACAUGAAGCCAUAUAAUUAGACUCCAGAAGUUGGUUUAUUAGUGAGGAAUUUUUAUCGGUUAUUAAAAUUUUAUGUAGUAUGUUCCUCAGAGGAAAAUGUAAUUGUUUUAAAAAAAAUGCUAGGCUAGAAUCCUUACAUGUGGUUAUUUCUCAUGUAAGAAGCUUUUACCUGAAGUUGGCAUGUUCUGUAAAACUUUUUAUGUGUUUUUUUUUCAAAGUAAUAAUAAAAGAAAAACUAUGAGCAAAA